Messenger RNA from Aspergillus brunneoviolaceus CBS 621.78, 879 nucleotides. Its product is annotated as spermidine synthase. Gene Ontology annotation, molecular function: spermidine synthase activity. The coding region runs from base 1 to 879 and encodes 292 amino acids. The record is from RefSeq and is a predicted model, not a curated record. Gene Ontology annotation, cellular component: cytosol. Lineage: Eukaryota; Fungi; Ascomycota; Eurotiomycetes; Eurotiales; Aspergillaceae. The transcript is spliced from 5 exons. Gene Ontology annotation, biological process: spermidine biosynthetic process.
AUGAGCGACAUCACUCACCCCACUAUCAAGGAUGGCUGGUUCUCCGAGCAGUCCAACAUGUGGCCUGGCCAGGCCAUGAACCUGAAGGUUAACCAGAUUCUCCACCACGAGAAGUCCAAGUACCAGGACGUUCUCGUCUUCGAGAGCAGCGACUACGGCACUGUUCUCGUUCUCGACAACGUCAUCCAGUGUACCGAGCGCGAUGAGUUCUCCUACCAGGAGAUGAUCACCCACCUGGCCAUGAACUCCCACCCCAACCCCAAGAAGGUCCUCGUUAUUGGCGGUGGUGACGGUGGUGUCCUCCGUGAGGUCGUCAAGCACGAGACCGUUGAGGAGGCCAUUCUGUGCGACAUCGAUGAGGCCGUCAUCCGUGUCUCCAAGAAGUACCUCCCCGGCAUGAGCAUCGGCUUCCAGCACCCCAACGUCAAGGUCCACGUUGGCGAUGGCUUCGAGUUCCUCAAGCAGCGCCAGAACGAGUUCGACGUCAUCAUCACCGACAGCUCCGAUCCCGAGGGUCCCGCCGAGAGCCUCUUCCAGAAGCCUUACUUCGAGCUCCUCCGCGAUGCGCUGCGCGAGGGCGGUGUCAUCACCACACAAGGUUCCGAGAACCAGUGGCUCCACCUGUCCCUGAUCACCGACCUCAAGAAGGCCUGCAAGGAGGUCUUCCCCGUCGCCGAGUACGCCUACACCACCAUCCCCACCUACCCCUCCGGCCAGAUCGGCUUCAUGGUCUGCUGCAAGGAUGCCACCCGCAACGUCAAGGAGCCCGUCCGCUCCUGGACCCGCGAGGAGGAGGAGCGUCUCUGCCGCUACUACAACCAGGACAUCCACCGCGCCAGCUUCGUCCUGCCCAACUUCGCCCGCAAGGCUCUCAACUAG